Messenger RNA from Setaria italica (foxtail millet), 1167 nucleotides. RefSeq lists its product as uncharacterized. Lineage: Eukaryota; Viridiplantae; Streptophyta; Magnoliopsida; Poales; Poaceae. The transcript has a single exon. The record is from RefSeq and is a predicted model, not a curated record. The coding region runs from base 1 to 1167 and encodes 388 amino acids.
AUGGGCAAUCGCAUCUCCGUGCGCAUCAUCGCCGCGCCGGCGGCAGCGCUCAUCUUCCUCGCGCUGAUCCUCGUCGCCGGCGCUGUGGGGACGCUGCAUCACAACGGCAAUAUCACGUCGACACACGGCGUCGUCGUAAACGAUCGGGCGAUGAGGCCGCUUCCGCGCAAAAUGCAUGCUGUCGAGGCCGUCCAGCCGAAGAAAGAACCCAUCAGCAACAGCCACGACGCGAGCCAGGGCGGCGAGCCGCUGCCGAGGGGCCUCGCGCACGACACGACCAACCUGGAGAUGGAGGCGUCGUUGGCUGGCAACCCCGAGCGGAAGCACGAAGCCGCGGCGAAGCCCAAGAGCCUCCUGGCGAUCCCCGUGGGGAUCAAGAACAAGGCGGUGGUCGACAGGCUCGUCUCCAGGUUCCCCGCCGACGACUUCACCGUCAUGCUCUUCCACUACGACGGCGCCGUGGAGCAGUGGGGCGACAUGGAGUGGUCGGACCGCGCGAUGCACGUGUCGGCGAAGGGCCAGACCAAGUGGUGGUUCGCCAAGCGGUUCCUGCACCCGGACGUGGUGGCGGAGUACGACUACGUCUUCGUCUGGGACGAGGACAUCGAGGUCGACGCCUUCGACCCCGUCCGGUACCUCGACGUCGUGCGCAGGGAGGGUCUCGAGGUGUCGCAGCCGGCGCUCGACCGCCGAUCCGAGAUCCACCACUCCAUCACGGCGAGAGCUCUCAUCCAGACCGAGGACGGUGUGCACCGGCGCGUGACGAACUCGCGCUGCGACGGCGACAGCAAGGCGCCGCCGUGCGCGGGGUGGGUGGAGGUGAUGGUUCCCGUGUUCUCGCGCGCCGCGUGGCGGUGCGCGUGGCGGAUGGUGCAGAACGACCUCAUCCACGGGUGGGGGCUCGAUUACAAGCUCGGCUACUGCGCGCAGGGCGACCGCGCUGUCAACGUCGGGGUGGUGGACAGCGAGUACGUGCUCCACCGCGGCGUCCCCAUGCUCAGCGACGGCAGCGGCAAGGCCACGCCGUCGGCAGGGCGGGCCGCGGUGAGGUUGCGGUCGUUCAGGGAGAUGCAGAUAUUCAACAGGAGGUGGGAGCAGGCCGCCGCGGAGGACGGAUCCUGGAUGGAUCCUUACGCCGCACAGCCAGCGACGGCGAGCUCCAGAUGA